Anoplophora glabripennis (Asian longhorned beetle) is the source of this 3601-nucleotide messenger RNA. It is a transcript of the gene kz, whose product is annotated as probable ATP-dependent RNA helicase kurz. Bases 53 to 3532 code for a protein of 1159 amino acids. Gene Ontology annotation, cellular component: intracellular anatomical structure; nucleolus. The transcript has 10 exons. NCBI's taxonomy places the organism in Eukaryota, Metazoa, Arthropoda, Insecta, Coleoptera, Cerambycidae. Gene Ontology annotation, molecular function: ATP hydrolysis activity; ATP binding; RNA binding. The record is from RefSeq and is a predicted model, not a curated record. Gene Ontology annotation, biological process: maturation of SSU-rRNA from tricistronic rRNA transcript (SSU-rRNA, 5.8S rRNA, LSU-rRNA).
CAUAGCCUAAUUUUUUUUUAAAGAAAGAAAACACGCUAGAUUUGUAGACACAAUGGUAAAGAAGGGUUUUAACUGGAAAGCCAGGAAAGUAGUUGACACUGUAAUAGAUAAUUCCGACACGCAGAAGAUACAAGUAGAUAUCGACAGUGGUGGGAAUUAUGAUCAAAGUAACCAACUGGUUUUGCCUUCCAAGAAACGUAAAACUAAAAUAAAAACAGAAAAAGUUACUAGGAUUUUAUCUAAAAAACACAGGAAACGUUUGGAGAAAAUAGUUGAGAAAAAGAAGAAAAAAGAAAACAGAGCCUCUCUCUUAGAAUCUCUUCAGAAGGUCCGAGCGACUAAUGACGAGCUUUCUCAGUUAACAUCAAUUGCAGCUAUACAAACUAAAGGACUAAAAAGGUACUUUCAAGAGGAAUUGAAUCCAGAAAAGAUUAAGCCCAAAAGAGAUUUGGAUAUUCUAUCGGGCGAGGCGAAACUGAACAGCAUAUCGGGGGCUAAACGAAGGAAACUAUUAGAUGCAAGGGGAGAGCAGUUGAAAAAUAUUGACCCUAAUGUGGUGGGCUUUGAAAAGAGUGACACAGAAACUAGCGACAGUGAGCUGGAAGAAAAUGGUUGUGAAGAGGAAGCACGACAUAUCGAGGAUGAUACAAAAAAAGAAAAUAUGGGGGAUAAGGGUUGUGAGGAAGAAAACAAUGAGGCUGUUGUUUUGGAAGAGAAAAUCAGCCCUAUUGUAAUAAAAGAUGACGUCAAAGCAAGUAACAUUGAAAAUAAGAAAAGUAAACCCAAAAAAGUUCCUUCAAAACCAGCAGUCUACGUGGACGUUAUACGAAAUGAGGAAAUUCAAACCACUCGAUUAAAAUUGCCUAUCCUAGCCGAGGAACAACAGAUAAUGGAGGUGAUAAAUGAAAACUCAGUUGUCAUAAUAGCCGGUGAGACAGGCAGUGGCAAAACAACACAAGUUCCUCAGUUUUUAUACGAAGCAGGCUAUGCUUUGAAGAAACAAAUCGCUGUAACAGAGCCUAGAAGGGUUGCAGCAAUAUCCAUGUCUCAGAGAGUGGCACAAGAAAUGAAUUUGAGCACAAAGGAGGUCAGUUACCUGAUACGAUUCGAAGGAAACGUCACGGAAGACACGAAAAUUAAGUUUAUGACAGACGGCGUAUUGCUCAAGGAGGUCCAAAAUGAUUUUCUACUGAGCAAAUACUCAGUUGUGAUUUUGGAUGAGGCGCACGAGAGGUCGGUUUAUACAGAUAUCUUGAUUGGCCUGUUGUCCCGAAUAGUACCGCUUCGCCACAAGAAAGGUGAUCCCCUCAAACUGAUAAUAAUGUCCGCUACUUUGCGUCAGGAAGACUUCACACUGAACCGACGAUUGUUCAAAAACCCACCGCCUGUCAUAAAAGUCGAAGCGAGGCAGUUCCCUGUGACGGUGCAUUUUAAUAAAAGAACAAACGAAAACUAUCUGAAAGAUGCUUUUAAUAAGGCCAUUAAAAUAAAUACGAAGCUGCCGGAAGGGGGUAUAUUGAUUUUCGUUACGGGGCAACAGGAAGUGAAUUCUCUGGUGAGCAAGUUGAGGAAGGCGUUUCCUUUGAGGCACAAAGAGAAAAUUCUGGAGAAGAGCGAACGGAUGAAGAAGGAUGCGGAGGAAAAUGGGGGAGUAAGCGAAGAUGAGGAUGUGGAUGAGGGUAUGCGGAGAGCGCUGCACAAGAAACGGAAGCUCAAGAUAAUCCCGGAAAUCAACCUGGACGACUACAGCGUGCCUGGUGAUACGGAACACAAAUCCGAUGAGGAACUUUCCGAGGAUGAAGAAGAUUCCGACACGGAAGUCACCACCAUUACCAACGCCCAACCCCUCUGGACCCUGCCCCUGUACUCCCUGCUCCCCUCGCACAAACAACAGAAAGUGUUCGCACCGCCCCCGCCCGGUUGUAGACUUUGCAUCGUCAGCACCAACGUGGCGGAAACUUCUUUGACGAUACCCAGCGUCAAAUACGUAAUCGAUACCGGCAAGGCUAAAAUUAAGCUGUACGAUAAAGUGACGGGGGUCACCAGUUACGUCGUGCACUGGACCAGCAAGGCUUCUGCCGACCAGAGAGCGGGAAGAGCGGGGAGGGUCGGACCGGGACACUGUUAUAGGUUAUACUCGAGUGCAGUAUUCAACGACGUCUUCCAAGAAUACUCUGUGCCUGAAAUCCAGCAGAAACCCGUGGACGACCUCUACCUCCAAAUGAAGUGCAUGAACAUUGACAAAGUGGUAAACUUCCCGUUCCCCACGGCACCAGACUUGCUUCAAUUAAAAACGGCCGAGUCCAGACUGGAAAGUUUGGGUGCCUUGAAGAACGGGCAAGUCACCCCAUUGGGCAGGGCGAUUUCCAAGUUUCCUCUGCUCCCUAGGUACGGCAAGAUGCUGGCACUCAGCCACCAGCAGAACUUGUUGCCCUACACGAUUUGUUUGGUGGCAGCACUGUCGGUACAAGAAGUACUGUUAGAGGUUCCCAUAGUUCAGACGUCGUUGGAAGCAAGGAAGCAGAUCCGUCAGAAAUGGUCGGCCACCCGUCACCAGUGGGCCGGUCAGGGCAAUUCGUUACUGCUGGGGGACAAUAUGGUGCUCCUGAAGGCGGUGGGCGCGGCGGAGUACGCCAACAGUCAGGGAAGGUUGGAGAAAUUCUGCAACGAUAAUGGCUUGAGACAAAAAGCGGUCGUCGAGAUUAGAAAGUUGCGUGUGCAGUUGACUAACGAGAUCAAGAACAACGUGCCCGAGGCAGAGAUUGUCGUUGAUCCGAAAUUGGAGCCACCGACGGAUCUACAGGCGAAACUCUUGAGGCAGAUCCUGCUGGCGGGCAUGGGGGACCAAAUCGCCAAGAAGAUCCCCCCCGAGGAAGUGAAAGAGGGCGAGGACAAGGCCAAGUUCAAGUACGCAUACCAGGCGAACAAUAUGGAGGAUCCCGUCUUCCUCCAUCAAGGCUCCGUUCUGAAGAAGUUGCUGCCUGAAUUCGUCGUGUAUCAGGAGAUUUACGAAACCAACAAGAUGUACAUGAGGGGCGUGACAGCCAUAGAACCGGAAUGGCUGGCCACUUACGUUCCGAGCUUGUGCAACUUGUCCGAACCUUUGUUCAGCCCCGAGCCCCGAUACAACCCAGCAACAGGUAAAGUCCACUGUACGGUGUCGGGUACGUUUGGGCCACAAGCUUGGCCUUUGCCGCAUAUGGAAAUCGUUUAUCCUGCUUCUAUGGACGCGUACAAGUGGUUCGCAAGGUACCUUCUCGAAGGGAAGGUGUUCCCGAGGCUUGAAAAGUACGUCACGGCAUUGCUCAGCCCAGCCAACAUCAUGGUGAAAAGUUGGGCGAGGCUGCAGCCACGAACAGAGGCGUUGUUGAAAGCGCUCCUAAAUCGAGACUGCUGCUCUAAAAAGGUUCUGGGGGACAUUUGGAGUGACAGUCCCCAAUACUUGUUGGCGGAAUACUUGAAGUGGCUUCCGGAAUCUGCCCACGGGGAAGUUAGCUUGCUUUGGCCCCCUCUAGAUAGUAAAGUUAGUUGAUGUAAAGAGACAUAUGUUUGAAUUUUAUGUAAAUACUUACGUUUUGUAUAUAAUUUGGUUAUAAAUAAA